AUGCCUAAUGUGGAUGAGCGGGGACUCUGCUGCAACCAGGCGACACCACUGCAUGGGACGGAAGGAGGGAGGGGGGCGGCUGGCUGCGUGGCUCUUUUCUCCUCACCCGGUAGACGGAGGGAGAACGGGAUGGAGGGACGAGAGGCAGAUGACUGCAGCCACCCCCUGACUGAGCAGGGUUAUAGCAACACAUAAGAGCAUUGUCUCUGUUUACCACCAUCCCUCUGUGUUCCUUCCGUGCAAGUCCCUGUCUGUCUGUCUGUCUAGCUGAGCGGGCGUAAUGCCACAGACUUAUUUAAAAGGCAGAAUAAAUGGCAUGUUAUGGUAUUUAUGUUCUCUCCUGUUGAUCACACUGAGAGGGAUGGGAGAGUUUCUCUACCAGAGUUCUGGCGUUGGUGACAGAGCAAACAUAACCAUGACCAGGGGGUGGAGAGACCUAGAUGCUAAGCGUGCACCGUGACUUGCUGCUCAUGUAGCUUGUGGUAAAUAAAACACACAAACUCUCUCUAUUACUCUUUCUUUCUCUCUUUCUCACACGCACACACAUACCUCUAAAACAGUUUUGUUUGUAGUAGCACAGGUGUAGUAUUGUCUAGUGUUAUUAUUUUAGCUGAGGGUAUAUUUGCAUUUUUCUACGCUGCUGUUUAUUAUCUAUGCAUAGUCACUUUACCCCUACCUACUUGUACGUAUUACCUCAAUUACCUCGACUAACCUCGACUAACCUGUAUCAAUUUGAUUUGAUUUGAAAGAGGUUACAGAUUCUACCACAGACAGAGAGACAGACAGUUCUGGCAUUACCUCAGCAUUAUCAGCUCACCUUCUCCUGCUGUUUUCUGGGACAGGGGGAUGGGCCUAAGUGGGAGUUGGCUUCUAACAGGUCAUCCUCAUGCAAAGACUUACAGACAGCUACUGUCAACAGCACAACGCAGUAACCUUGACAACUGUGUCAGGGAGUCCAUUGGGAAUUGCAAAUAGGAAAAAGCCUAAUACAGUGUCAGUUUGUGUCUGUGUGUGUGUGUGAAUCUCCACCUUUUCAUUAUGUUUCACACCAGGCAUUUAUGUCAUUGAGAGCAUUUCAAAAUCUUGUCUUAAUGGCUAUAGUUCUGCAAGGAAUGUGCCAUCAUUUAUUUUACAAUUUUCCAUAAAAUAUGAUUUAUAAAACUAGCACUGACAUUUCUAAAUUCCACACACAGUGCAGAACCAAUCUUCCCUCGAGGGACAUCAAACAACUUGAAACUUUUAAUUAACAUUUGAAACAUUUUAAUGCUUCUACAAGCAAUCAUUUUUCAUAAAAUCUUUCUCAGUUGAUUUUGUGUGUGUGUAUGCGUGUGCAUGCAUGCAUGUGUACGUGCGUGUUUGUUUGUGUGUGCGUGCAUGUGUGUGUGUUUUAUCACUUAUAACCAUGUAAAGGCCAAGUCAAGUGGAUGUAUUACUUCUGGGACUAGCAGACUUAAUUUAGGACUAGUGUAAUGGAAAACUGAUACAGUGGACAGAUACUUGUGGUGGCCUGCAAAGUGCCUGCUGGUUAUUCACUCCCACUCUCCCGCUGUAUUAGCCAGUGGAGUGAUAAGAGACUAAAGAACUCUAUCUGGAGUAAGUUGAAUACAAUAUGUGGGCUGAGGGUGAUGGAUGUUUUAGAUUGAGUGAUAGGAGAGAGGCCCUACAUGACAGCUUUAUGUCCUUAUGUUUACCAUUCUCCAGUCCCCAACGCUGUGUACUGUGUGGUCUAAUGUACUGCACACACAGAGGAGACAAGAAAAACAUCUCAGUGUAGAUGACAGAGGAUUCAAUGCCUUAUCUGUGUAUUAAAGAAGACUAGACACCCCAGAGGCUUUCAGAGGUUACACACCUGCCACGUUCCUCCAGGGUCACUAGCCAUGAGAUUUAGAACACAGGCAGAAGAAACAAGCUUAGAAACUAGUGGAUAGAAGGAGCAGGGAAGAGAAAGGAAGGGCAAGGCGGAAUUUGAUGACUCAGUGGAGUACAAGCAAUCACAUUGAUGUCUUAGAAACCCAAUUGUGUUUGAUAGAGAGGGCAGAUUGAGGCGUAACUGGUGCACUGCUUUGAGCCACAGAAGCCAUUUUGGAUCAGAUUAUUCAUGGUACUACUGUGGAGAUAUUCCACAAGGAGCCAUUUUGGAUCAGAUUAUUCAUGGUACUACUGUGUUGAUGUUUCACGAGGAGCCGUUUUGGAUCUGAUUAUUCAUGGUAGCUACAGUACUGAUCCUCUACCAGGAGGGAGCCAUUUUGGAUCUGAUUAGUCAAGUCAAUUCAAGUUUAUGGUGUACACAGUACAAUGAAAUGCUUACUUGCAGGUUCCCUCUCGAAUGUGGCAACAAUAAGAAAGAAAAAAACGAAACAAUAUUAAGCUUAAUGAAAUAGAAUAUAAUAAUUACAGGCACUCAAAAAAUUUACAGUACAAUAUUUACACGUGUGUCAGAAGCUUCUGAUAGGCUAAUUGACAUAAUUUGAGUCAAUUGGAGGUGUACCUGUGGAUGUAUUUCAAGGCCUACCUUCAAACUCAGUGCCUCUUUGUUUGGCAUCAUGGGAAAAUCAAAAGAAAUCAGCCAAGACCUCAGAAAAAAGAUUGUAGACCUCCAAAAGUCUGAUUCAUCCUUGGGAGCAAUUUCCAAACGCCUGAAGGUACCAUGUUCAUCUGUACAAACAAUAGUACGCAAGUAUAAACACCAUGGGACCACGCAGCCGUCAUACCGCUCAGGUAGGAGACGCGUUCUGUCUCCUAGAAAUGAACGUACUUUGGUGCGAAAAGUGCAAAUCAAUCCCAGAACAACAGCAAAGGACCUUGUGAAGAUGCUGGAGGAAACAGGUACAAAAGUAUCUAUAUCCACAGUAAAACGAGUCCUAUAUCGACAUAACCUGAAAGGCUGCUCAGCAAGGAAGAAGCCACUGCUCCAAAACCGCCAUUAAAAAGACAGACUACGGUUUGCAACUGCACAUGGGGACAAAGAUCUUACUUUUUGGAGAAAUGUCCCCUGGUCUGAUGAAACAAAAAUAGAACUGUUUGGCCAUAAUGACCAUCGUUAUGUUUGGAGGAAAAAGGGGGUUGCUUGCAAGCCGAAGAACACCAUCCCAACCGUGAAGUACGGGGGUGGCAGCAUCAUGCUGUGGGGAUGCUUUGCUGCAGGAUGGACUGGUGCACUUCACAAAAUAGAUGGCAUCAUGAGGAAGGAAAAUUAUGUGGAUAUAUUGAAGCAACAUCUCAAGACAUCAGUCAGGAAGUUAAAGCUUGGUCGCAAAUGGGUCUUCCAAAUGGACAAUGACCCCAAGCAUACUUCCAAAGUUGUGGCAAAAUGGCUUAAGGACAGCAAAGUCAAGGUAUUAGAGUGGCCAUCACAAAGCCCUGACCUCAAUCCUAUAGAAAAUCUGUGGGCAGAACUGAAAAAGCGUGUGCGAGCAAGGAGGCCUACAAACCUGACUGUUAGACCAGCUCUGUCAGGAGGAAUGGGCCAAAAUUCACCGAACUUAUUGUGGGAAGCUUGUGGAAGGCUACCUGAAACGUUUGACGCAAGUUAAACAAUUUAAAGGCAAUGCUACCAAAUACUAAUUGAGUGAAUGUAAACAUCUGACCCACUGGGAAUGUGAUGAAAUAAAUAAAAGCUGAAAUAAAUAAUUCUCUCUACUUUUAUUCUGACAUUUCACAUUCUUAAAAUAAAGUGGUGAUCCUAACUGACCUAAGACAGGGAAUUUUUACUAGGAUUAAAUGUCAGGAAUUGUGAAAAACUGCGUUUAAAUGUAUUUGGCUAAGGUGUAUGUAAACCUCCGACUUCAACUGUACAUAAGUAUUCACACCCCUGAGUCAAUACUUUGUAGAAGCACCUUUGGCAGCGAUUAAAGCUGUGAGUCUUUCUGGGUAAGUCUCUAAGAGCUUUCCACACCUGGAUUGUGCAAAAUUUGCCCAUUAUUCUUUUCAAAAUUCUUCAAGCUCUGUGAAAUUGGUUGUUGAUCAUUGCUAGACAACCGUUUUCAGGUCUUGCCAUAGAGUUUCAAGUAGAUUUAAGCCAAAACUGUAACUCGGCCACUCAUGAACAUUCACUGUCUUCUUGGUAAGCAACUCUAGUGUAUAUUUUGCCUUGUGUUUUAGGUUAUUGUCCUGCUGAAAGGCAAAUUCAUCUCCCAGUGUUUGGUGGAAAGCAGACUGAAUCAGGUUUUCCUCUAGGAUAUUGCCUGUGCUUAGCUCCAUUAACUCACCAGUUCUUAAUGAUUACAAGCAUACAAAUAACAUGAUGCAGCCACCACUAUGCUUGAAAAUUUGGAGAGUGGUACUCAGUAAUGUGUUGUAUUGGAUUUGCCCCCAAAAAUAACACUUUGUAUUCAAGACCAAAAAAUUGCUUUGCAACAUUUUUUGCAGUAUUACUUUAGUGCCUUGUAAACUGGAUGCAUGUUUUUUUAUAUUUUAUUCUGUACAGGCUUCCUUCUUUUCACUGUCAAUUAGGUUAUUAUUGUGGAGUAACUACAAUGUUGUUGAUCCAUCCUCAGUUUUCCUCUAUCACAGCCAUUAAACUCUGUAACUGUUUUAAAGUCACCAUUGGCCUCAUGGUGGCCUGAGCUGUUUCCUUCCUCUCUGGCAACUGAGUUAGGAAGGACGCCUGUAUCUUUCUAGUGACUGGGUGUAUUGAUACACCAUCCAAAGUGUAAUUAAUAACUAACCAUGCUCAAAUGGAUAUUCAGUGUCUGCUUUUUACAUUUUUACCCAUCUACCAAUAGGUGCCCUUCUUUGCGAGGCAUUGGAAAACCUCCCUGGUCUUUGUGAUUGAAUCUGUGUUUGAAAUUCACUGCUUCGACUGAGGGACCUUACAGAUUAUUGUAUGUGUGGGGUACAGAGAUGAGGUAGUCAUUCCAAAGUCAUGUUAAACACUAUUAUUGCACAUGGAGUGCAGCUUAUUAUGUGACUUGUUAAGCACAUUUUUACUCCUGAACUUAUUUAGGCUUGCCAUAACAGGGGAGGGGGUUGAAUACAUAUUGACUCAAUACAUUUCAGCUUUUCAUUUGUUAUUAAUUUGUAAAAUGUCUAAAAACAUAAUUCCACUUUGACAUUAUGGGGUAUUGUGUGUAGGCCAGUGACAAAACAAUAUAAAUGUAAUCCAUUUUAAAUUCAGGAUGUAACACAACAAAAUGUGGAAAAAGUCAAUGGGUAUAAAUACUUUGAAUACUGUAUAUAUAUUUCCACACUAUGAGGUUGGAAUAAUACUGUGAAAUUGUGAAAAUGAUGAUUUAAAAAAAUCACUAUGCGGUAAACUAGUUGUUAGACCAAUAAGAAAGAGAGUUCCAAACCUCUCUGCCAAUAACCUAACAGCAAAUUUUCAGUUUUCCCCUCCCCACUCAGACCACUUCGACAGUCCUAUUUGCUUGAGAAAUUGCUCUUUGCUAAGAAGCUAUUUUUGUUUCUUUUUGGCUAUUUUAAUUGAAAACACAGUAAGGUAGUUAACUGUUACCUAGAAAUGAUUUGAUAUUGAGAUAAAAACGUCUGCAUUGGACCUUUAAUGACAAGCUGGGGCUAGACAGCAUUUCCAGGCCUAUCGAUUAUAAUAUUGCGGCAGGUUAAACGACUCCCUGUGGGAUCUCCUAGGCAACUGGACCGGGGCCAAGCUGCUGAGCAUCGAACUAACUUAAUCCAGGUAUAAAUCCCGAUUCUAAUCAAGUUUUUUUAAUGUGCGGGCGAAGCAAGGUGAUAAGUCACCCAUGCCCCUCACAUUUCCAUUAAUGAAGCCCUGUCAUAGAGUCCUAGUGAAUAGAUUAUUGAUGCCAUAUAAUUUAUUUUAUACCCUUAAUACAGCUGCUUAACUGUAUUUUUUAACAAACUGUCUUUGUUCAUGACUACAGAGACAGAGACUAUCUAUACAGGGACAAGAAAACAGGUGCUAUUUGGGGUCAGUGGUUUGUAAUAGAUUAUAGGAGACACUUGAAACAGGACAGUAGCAUUUUUACUCUGUCAUCACAUUUAGCUUCAGAAGACGCCCGCCCAAACUACACAGAGCAUGCGCAGUAUAAAAAGUAUGACAAAGUUAUGGCUAGGAAGAAAUGAUACCACACCCUAUCAUAUUUAAUACAGCUGCCUAACAGUAUUUUUCAAAACCAGCUCAUUUUCAUGACUUCAAAGAACAAGAAAACAGCAGAAGAAUACAAGUGCCAUUUGGUUUAGUGGUUUGUCAUAGCUAAUAAUGGCAGUUCUGCCCUAGGUCCAUCUUCAAGUCUUUAUUAUGCUUUGUUAAUAAGUGGAAUUAUGUGUGAAUGAGUGAGAAAAGGGAGGAGCAAUUAUCAUUAAUUGGAAAUUAAUGCCUAUUAGCUUUCAUUUAAACCUGCCUAAGCUCUGCCUAAUAGGAUAUAAUGGGAUAAUCCUAUACCGGUUUGAAAGAGUUGGUUAAGUGUGGUCCAUUGUAUUUUCAUUCACAAAACCAAUGUCACUGUAAACACUAAUAACAUAUUAAAUACAUGCAUCGGAAAGUAAAACAGGCGUGGUUGUCAUUUUCCAGAUGCCUCUGUCGACAUAGCCUAUGAAAUAUUUAAUGGGUAUUGCGUGGCAGGUCGGAAAACAGCCACGGAGCCAAACAAGGGUGAGUGGAGCUAUUCACUUCAGAAAUGACCCACUGGAAAACCUACAGAGCUAUAUUCAUGCCAGCCCAUCUAUUCUAUUCAUGAGGCAUUGACCUGUGGGGGGUGGGGGAGGAGAGGGAGGCAGGGGGGGAGGAGGGGGAGGGAGGGGGGGAGGAGAGGGAGGAAGGGAGGGAGGGAGGAGAGGGAGGGGGGGAGGGGAGGGAGGGAGGGAGGGAGGGAGGGAGGAGGCUCAUUUGCUCCACAGCCUCUAAGACACUGCCAGGAGAUCAAACUCCCUCCUUCCCACCCUCCCACCCUCCCUCACCCCCUUUUCUUCUCCUCUUUCAGGAGCGGUGGGUAGGUAGUUGAUAGACAAGGCUUGUGACCCAGUUUCUCCCAGUGGAAGAUGACUGAAGUCCCUGAACAAAAGCCUCCCAUCCUGUCUCUACCUACAAGAGGAGAUAGAGGAUGGAUAACUAGGACUCUAGCGAAUGCAUGCUAUCUUUUUCCCUGCACCAAAGACCUGUGUAUCAGGGAUGGUGCCGGUCGCCAAGUAACAGUGUCGUUUCAUGCUUUUGGAUAAUGCUGAUUUAAAUUCACCUAGACACUGGUACGAAUUUGCAAAAUGGAAAGAUAAUUCAUAAAAAUUUGGAAGGUAGAUUAGGGCCAAAUGAAUGGUAUUGUUGAAUAAAUUUCACAGCAGUUCAGUGUAAAUUGUUUACAACCCUGAGGGCCCCUCGAAGGUAGAGCCGCCUGCCACACACUGUUUUCACAGGGCCAGCUUGAUAUGGAUGGGAUCUGACAGUUAGCAUCAUGACACUUAGCAGCCGCAGUGCCCAUUUUCUGUUUCUCCUAUUUUCUGUUGACUCUCUUCCAUUUCCUCCCUACCUCCUCUACCUCUCUCUUAUCCUCUCCUUUCCUUUUCUGCCCCUGUCUCUCUCUCUCGCUUACUCCCCCCCCCCCUCUCUCUCUCUCUUUCUAGGCCUCACAUGGUGACAGAAUACAUGGGUAUCAGGAACGAGAGCUUCAUGAAGAUUGCAGCAGUGGGGACAUGGAUGGGGGACUUUGUGACUGCGUGGAUGGUGAGACAACAACCAUUUGUAGCCUGUAGUAGCCCAACACUGAUUAGCAGCAACUAGAAUGUAAGCACAAAGACAGUGGAAUGUGUCUUUAUACCCUUAGCACCAGGAACAGAACAGAGGUCACAGGAAACGCAGAGAAACAUAGCGGUUAAGAGUAGAGGAGAGACAGUGAGGGGUGCCUCUACACCAGCCCAUCCCUGUUCAUUUGUCAACAUAAAGAGAGGAUAGAGCUCCGCUGGGAUCUGGGAUUGGACUGCCUGUGGUGGAAGAGAAAGGAGUUUGACACAACACCAACGGGGAGAAAACUUGACAAGCUUCCUCAGAGUUUCCAUUAGUAUUCUACUGUACACACUUCAGAGAGAGGGAGGAGAUAUGGAGGAGAGAGAGAGGGGGAUAGAGGGAGAGAGAGGGGGAGGGAAGAGAGAGGGGAUAUAGAGGGGUAAGAGAGAGUUAGAGCAAGGACGGGCAAGGCAAACUGCUGAAUCCAGACAUUACUCUCUAGGUUUUUACAUUCGAUUAAUUCAACGAAGCACUUUCAAGACGACCUCUGUGUGUCUCCUUCUCCUCGACAGAACAGAUAUUUCAGAAUGUGUCAUCGCUAGAUGAGUGAGCAGAAAAUGGCUGUUUUUGCAACACUGCUCAUGCCAGAAAGAUUUAACUGAUUUUCUCAACCAAAUCCUUCUCCACUCUAUCUGAUAGAAGUAGAUGUGGCCUAUUCAAAAUGCACCCUCGCCUCAAUGAAGUACCUUCUCCGAAAGUCUGGAUUUGCGUAGUUGUGCAUACAAUCCUCUAAAAUGUAAAUUGAUGUUGAUCAAAGAAAAUGAACUUAGAUUACUUUUAAUGAUUGACUAUAUAAAAUAGGAAUAUAAACAAUGCAAUACUAUUUGAAUUGAUUAUGCCAUUCCAUUGCAGUGUUCCAUAUGCAGAAUGGCAAAUUCUUAACCAUCUAUUUUGACACUGUAUUCAGAAUGAAAUAACACAAUCUCAUUCCAUUCCUGACGAGUGUCAGAAUUCUGUGAUUUAAUAUUUGAGUUUAAUUCAGAGAUCAAUAAAAAAAAAAUCAGGAUUACUGAAAAUGCCAUCUCAGUUUGAGUGCAGUCUUAGUAUUGGUGCUGUACUUUCAACCCACAGCAUGUUAAUUUAUUUAUCCCUCACACAUAUUAUGUGGUAAGUUAACCUGGGUCUUUCCCAGGUUACUGACAUGAUGCUCCAGGACCAGCACUACCCAGACUGGGGCAAAGCUGCCAGAAGGUUCUGGAAACAAGGCAACCACAGGAUAAUCCUCUUCUGGUAGGUUCUGUCUCCAGUCUAAUGCAUACAAUAUGCUGCCCCUGAGCACGAUCAGCGUGUGUAUGUGUGUGUGUUUAUCACCUGUGUGUAUGCUAGGGUUCAUGAGUGUGUGUGUGUAUGCUAGGGUUCAUGAGUAUGUGUGUGUGCAUUAGCAUGCAUACAUUUAUUCAUGUAUGGGUAUUCAGACAAAGCCCUGUGUGGAUGGGAGGUGUGAAGGGAAGGGAAAGGGGAUAUCUAGUCAGUUUUACAACUGAAUUCAUUUAACCGAAAUGUGUCUUCUGCAUUUAAACCCAACCCCUCUGAAUCAGAGAGGUGCGAGGGGCUGCCUUAAUCGACGUCCACGUCAUCGGCGGCCGGGUAGCAGUUGUUGUUGGAGGUUAACUGCCUUGCUGAAGGGCAGAACACACAUUUUUCCACCUUGCCGGCUCGGGGACUCGAACCAGCGAAAAUUAGGUUACUGGCCCAACGCUCUUAACCGCUAGGGGUUACACACAGUUACACACAGAGUCAAUAGGCCUGUUAAUCUUCCUCUGCUCAGUGUCGGCACAUUUAAUGAGAAGAACAGGCAGAGGAAAUCAAUGGACACAGCAAGCUCACAGGGCCAGCUAUACCCCUGCCUUUACAAACACACAUACAUACAUACACACACACACACACACACACACACACACACCUGUCUUUACCUCACUGAGCCAGAGCAAGGGCUAUGACCCGAUCAAGCUGUUACACUGUGUCCAAUAAUGCUCAACCCCAAGGGAGCGAUCAAUGGCCAAGAUAUAUCACACAGUCACUCCACCAGGUCAGCAUGAAUGUUGUUCGCUACUGCCAGUUAAACAUUACAGGUUGAUGCCCUUUUCUAUUAACCUAAUGCUGUAGUGGUUAUUGAACAGGACAGAGGACACUAUGGUCAUUUCAGGGUCAGGGAUAUUUUAGCUUAUGUUAUGUAGAAACAUGAACACUGUUGAAGGAGUGUGGUAUUGUCUGAGUGGUUCGAUAUGAAGUGUUUAUUUCCAAAACGCUAUAUCCACCAAUUUUUCACAUUUAUAUAUGUUUUUUGUCCGAAAUGAUUUCUUAUGGGUACCUUCAUGUGUGUAAAAUAUUACUGUUGUCAGAUUUUUAAUUCAUAGAUUUUAGAUGUGUAUGAUUAUUUAUUUAUUUUUGCAAAAUGCUAUCCAUUGUUUAGCUGGAAUGGAAUGUUCGUAUCCUGUAUAUUUCACUGUGAUAUGUGGUUGUCUCACCUAGCUAUCUUAAGAUGAAUGCACUUACUGUAAGUCGCUCUGGAUAAGAGCCUCUGCUAAAUGUUUUACAUACAGAUCUCAUAUUACUGUAUUUAAUUAUUAAAAUAUAUAUACAGUAUAGAUGUCACAAAUGUAUCACUUGUACAUUUCUUUAUAAAAAAUGUAGUUAUUUGUUACAUUUGACUGCAGUACUACUUAUUUCUCUGAUUAUUUGUCGCUCUGAAAUCAAACCAUCAAGUGAUAGAUUUUAAACAAAUACAUGUCUGUCAUUGAACAACCCCAUGCCAUGAUUAGAUAGUGAAAAACACACCAAUAUCAUUCAUAAUUUAUUUAAACAAUAAAAGCUAAUUGACCAACAUUUCUGAAAAUUGCUAUAUAAAGUUUGGGAAUGAAACUCUUCAUAUGUAUAAAUGACUAAUACAUUGAAGUUCAAAGCCACACUCUUCAAUUGAUUGUUCCUCUAUUAGGAUGCAAGGGAGUUACCUAUAGUCUCCAUGGCUACUCUGGAAGCCUUUGUCUUAUUGAUGGAUGCCCCCAGUCUGACUGUCACAAUCAAUUUGUACUCUGACGAGCCAUCAUCUCAAAUACUGAGGAGAAAGUAUGAUUGAUGAAUAUGUUGAGGAAUGUAUCUUGACAUUAUGCAGCAAUUAAUCUUGGUAAAUCACAAUAACAGUGCUGAAAAUAAUCCACUUUAGAAUUGAAAAAACCAAACUGUGUCUCAUAACAUUUGAAACAUGUUAUGGCUUGGCGCUAGCUAUCUGCAAUGCAGCCAGUUACCAUGGGGAUGGAACAACCCACACAACACCAACGUAAUAAUUACUGAAUGACUGAAUGACAUUGAAACAAGUACAAAGAAGAGCAAAAUAUAGUUUGCUAAAUCCAAAGUCAAUAACACACAGAUAAACAUCAAAUUAUACCUAAGAGAAUUAGUAACCAACAUCAAUAUUUACAUACACCUAUGAUGAGGUCCUCUUAUUAUUGUAUUGUUGUUAUGUAAUUUAGAGGAAUGAGCAGAAGACACAUUUUCGUUGUCUGCCGUAACAAAUGGACAAAAAUAAAAUGGUAAUUAGUAAAUCUGUGGAGUUACCCAGGUGACUAACAGGAAACGAAUGCAAUUCUACUUCCUCACUCCUCCAGGACGGUCCUGAUCACUCUGACGUCAGUGGUGUUGCUGGUCAUCAGUACUGACUGGAUCAGCUGGGACAACCUGAACCGCGGCUUUCUGCCUAGCGACGAGGUCUCCAGGGCCUUCCUGGCUUCCUUCAUCCUGGUCUUUGACCUGCUCAUUGUCAUGCAGGUAGGGGCUCCCCCAUGGCCAAUUAAAAACUAGCUGGGCUCCAUUACUCUCCCCUUCUUUUUUUCCCUCUAUAUCUCCCGUUCCUCACCCCUCCCUCAGUCACAGGGGCACUGCGGCACUGGGUUGAGAGGGGGAGAGAGGGAGACGUUUGAUCAGUCAGAGCCUGCAUGACUACACACCCACUGCUGCUUCUGAGUUCUAUCUACCCCUCAUCUCCUCAUCCACCCAGCCAUCCCUCUAUCCAGCCAUCCCUCCCUGCAUCCGGCCACGCUUCAGCCAAGGACUUACCACUGCUCUCCUCUUCUGUGAACCCAGGCCUUUUUAAUGAUGACUCAUAACAUUUUAUGUUUUCUUUCCUUUUUUCCACUAAAUGUCCUCCAUCCCUCCAUCCCACAGGAGCCUAUACAUCAAUAAAGUGUUUGUCAGUGGCAAACUCAUGAAUAUGCAAAUGUAUUUGUCUGGGUAGAAAAUGCAUAGCAGUGUUUCAAGGAGAGAAGGCUUUCAACACAGUAGCCUCAAGCCAAAUACAGACUGGGUGGUUUGGAACGCAAGCCUAAUUCAGUCAGGCUUCUGCUUAUGUUUAUUGGAUAUAUUUCAUCCGCUUUCUUAUUGCUUAAAGGAUUAUGUAGUCUAAUAUUUAGGAUCCCUUAAUUGUCUGUUUCCAAAUGUUUUAUGUAAUACAUAAUUACUAGCUUCUCAUGGAUGACUGUACAGCGUUAUUGUGUAGUAAAUACGUCAGUCUCUCUUACUCUACAGAGUCGACACCUGUGGUUAUGGCACAAUUCUUGUUUUUACAGGGCUAUGAUGAUUAGUAAACAAUGAUAUAUCUGUAGCAUACAAUAAUUUACUAAAUUGUAUUACUGUUAAUCGCUAUUUCCUGUUAUUGCUCACCUCAGACAUUCACUUGAUAUAUUUAAAUAAUGUAUUACAUAGUCAACUGUUGAAUUACUUAUUUUUGAUUAACAUGUCCGUUUUUUCCAUUGUUUCAAGUUUUGUCUUUGCAUGGGCCUCAUUGCUUUUCACUGGGGUCCCGUCUCUUCUCAGAAACAGGCUAAUGCAUAGUGACCAGUUUAUUCCGCCUGCUGUCAGUUGGAGCUCCCAUCUCCUGCCUCAGACAUCAUCCCAUAUGACUACAGAAGUCUCCAUGUUGUGACAUCCUCAUUUGACUCCCUAGCCCCAGCCAGUACCCAAUUACUCACCAAUCACAUCACUCCUGUUUUCCCCCACUGGGCUGUAUUUCACACUCAUUCAGAUGCCUUUGUUUAUGAAAGCUAGCCCCCUCUCAUUUUCUGCGCUGUGUACAACAAGCACGUUUACUAUGGUUAUUUAUUAUUUCAAUAAGUCCCCGCCGUAAGUGCUCACAUGGACCUGAGGCCUGCUGUCAAUGCACUCUACUGUGGCAUAGUCAAUAAAAAACCCUCAACUCCUUCCGCGACUCCGACCCACGGCAUUCCAAAUGGCUUCAUUCACCUUCAUGUGGGCGUGUUGUGGCUGGUAGUUAAUCUCUCACCUCCAUGAGAAAAGACUGAGGUUUUAUUCCCAAAGUAAUUAACAGACACAAUUAACGGGCUGGAUUGACCUCCCAGUUGAUGGAGAUUUGUGAGGCUUUCAUUUUAUUUGGGUAUUUGAUAGUCUAGUAUAUUCUUCUGUUUUUUUCCAGGUGUGUGUGUAACUUAAAGACUUAAAGACUUAUUGACUGUGUGUGUGUGUGUGUGUGUGUGUGCAUGCUCACUGUUGAUGUCCUAGAGACUUAUUAUUUCAUGUGAGGGGGCACAUUGCUUAAAUGUCAUGCUUAUUAGUGGAACUGUAUCAGGAAACGAAGUAUAGUUGAGUAAGUGGAAGGCCUAAUUAAUAUCUAGGGGGGAAUAUCUAUCUUCAGAUCCUCACAUAUGAAAAUGUAUUCAAUUUGUAAGUAUUGAAAAUGGCUGCUGUUAAAUAACUAUCACUGUAAAAAAGAACACCCACAAAUCUAGUUGUUUCAACAAAAUAUUAUUAAGUAACUGGUUCCACAGCCUUUUUUUGUUUACUCAACUUUUUGGUCCAAGUGUUACCUGAACAAACAAAAAAUGUGUUGCCCAAACUUUGGCAAAAAUUCAGUCAAUUUAAAAUGUGUUUGCUUAAGUUGUCUCAUAUGUUCAUUCAACUAGAAAUUAUUAUUUGUGCAUCUUAACUAAAAAGGCUGUGCAACUGGUUACACACACACAACCAGUGCUUUUAACAUACAAUGUUUUCAAUAUUUGACACAUGUUGACAUACAUGAUUACAUUCUGCAUGUUAAUUUAUACAGUAAUGUAUUAUUCAACAUGUCCUCACCUGGGAUUUGAACUUGGCAUUCCAAUCUUCCUGCUACACCACCAUGUCUGUGCAAUUAUCAGUUAGUCUGACUAAAAGGCUAUGGAACCAGUUAAUUAAGAAUAUUUAGUUUAAACAACUCCAUUUUGUUUUUCAGUGUAGGCUAUACUGUCAUAAUCGGAGAAAAUGCCGCUAUUCUUAAAAAGAUAGCAAGAUCUGUGUGUGUCUUUGGGUUAUCUAAGACAUACAGCAUGCCUCUGUCUGUUCAACACACAUACAGUGGGGGGAAAAAGUAUUUAGUCAGCCACCAAUUGUGCAAGUUCUCCCACUUAAAAAGAUGAGAGAGGCCUGUAGUUUUCAUCAUAGGUACACGUCAAAUAUGACAGAAAUUAAGAUUUUUUUCUCCAGAAAAUCACAUUGUAGGAUUUUUAAUGAAUUUAUUUGCAAAUUAUGGUGGAAAAUAAGUAUUUGGUCACCUACAAACAAGCAAGAUUUCUGGCUCUCACAGACCUGUAACUUCUUCUUUAAGAGGCUCCUCUGUCCUCCACUCGUUACCUGUAUUAAUGGCACCUCUUUGAACUUGUUAUCAGUAUAAAAGACACCUGUCCACAACCUCAAACAGUCACACUCCAAACUCCACUAUGGCCAAGACCAAAGAGCUGUCAAAGGACACCAGAAACAAAAUUGUAGACCUGCACCAGGCUGGGAAGACUGAAUCUGCAAUAGGUAAGCAGCUUGGUUUGAAGAAAUCAACUGUGGGAGCAAUUAUUAGGAAAUGGAAGACAUACAAGACCACUGAUAAUCUCCCUCGAUCUGGGGCUCCAUACAAGAUCUCACCCCGUGGAGUCAAAAUGAUCACAAGAACGGUGAGCAAAAAUCCCAGAAACCACACGGGGGGACCUAGUGAAUGACCUGCAGAGAGCUGGGACCAAAGUAACAAAGCCUACCAUCAGUAACACACUACGCCACCAGGGACUCAAAUCCUGCAGUGCCAGACGUGUCCCCCCUGCUUAAGCCAGUACAUGUCCAGGCCCGUCUGAAGUUUGCUAGAGUGCAUUUGGAUGAUCCAGAAGAGGAUUGGGAGAAUGUCAUAUGGUCAGAUGAAACCAAAAUAGAACUUUUUGGUAAAAACUCAACUCGUCGUGUUUGGAGGACAAAGAAUGCUGAGUUGCAUCCAAAGAACACCAUACCUACUGUGAAGCAUGGGGGUGGAAACAUCAUGCUUUGGGGCUGUUUUUCUGCAAAGGGACCAGGACGACUGAUCCGUGUAAAGGAAAGAAUGAAUGGGGCCAUGUAUCGUGAGAUUUUGAGUGAAAACCUCCUUCCAUCAGCAAGGGCAUUGAAGAUGAAACAUGGCUGGGUCUUUCAGCAUGACAAUGAUCCCAAACACACCGCCCAGGCAACGAAGGAGUGGCUUCGUAAGAAGCAUUUCAAGGUCCUGGAGUGGCCUAGCCAGUCUCCAGAUCUCAACCCCAUAGAAAAUCUUUGGAGGGAGUUGAAAGUCUGUGUUGCCCAGCAACAGCCCCAAAACAUCACUGCUCUAGAGGAGAUCUGCAUGGAGGAAUGGGCCAAAAUACCAGCAACAGUGUGUGAAAACCUUGUGAAGACUUACAGAAAACGUUUGACCUGUGUCAUUGCCAACAAACGGUAUAUAACAAAGUAUUGAGAAACUUUUGUUAUUGACCAAAUACUUAUUUUCCACCAUAAUUUGCAAAUAAAUUCAUAAAAAAUCCUACAAUGUGAUUUUCUGGAUUUUUUCUUCUCAUUUUGUCUGUCAUAGUUGACGUGUACCUAUGAUGAAAAUGACAGGCCUCUCUCAUCUUUUUAAUUGGGAGUACUUGCACAAUUGGUGGCUGACUAAAUACUUUUUUUCCCCACUGUACGUAUUCUUCCCAGACGUUAUCUUCGGGUUAUUUCAGACUAUGUUUCAAGAUCUUACAUUGUUGAGUCUGUAUUGACUUUUCCCAAGCAAGGACUAAGGAGGCACAGAGGGCACCUUAUAGACGUCUGUAUUGAGUGGUUUGUGAUGUGUUUUGACAUGAGGAAACCCCAAUGCACAUAGGCACAGUACAGGGUCCUGUAAACACACACUGUGCACUGCAGCUCACAGUUAGGCUUUUGACCUCUUUGGUACCUUACCCGUCAAUAGACAACUCCCCUGAAUCCCUAGCUAGUAUCAUGAAAAUAAAUCCCUGUUGUUCACUUUGGAACAUGAUGUAUUGUUGUCUUUGAUUUUAUGCUUGGUCUUACAUGAUGUGUUGUUUACUUCAGUAAAAGCUCUCACUAUGAAAGACUUCUGAUCAGAUAGACUCCUGGGAUGGUUGUUGAAAAUGAGCGUGAGCUAUACACACUAUGUUGCAACGCAUUGGAUGAUUGUGUAUGCCAUGUGUUCAUGUGUUUGUACCUGUCCCUAUUCAGAUAAACCAUACAUAGAAUAUAGUCUGAUGGGAUGAUGUAUGUGUUUUCAGGACUGGGAGUUCCCUCAGUUCAUGGGCGACCUUGAUAUGAACCUGCCUGGCAUGUCCACCACACAACUCAAGUUCAAACUUCCUGUCUGCAAGAGCAUCUUCAAAGAGGAGUACCACAUCCAUAUCACAGGUACGGACAUUAACAAGCAACAUGUAUCACACAUAAAACAUACUAUUUAGAUGGUAUAGAGGGAUACCACUUAUUUCAAUAUUUUCGCACUCCAUCUGACCAGCUGUGAUGGAGAAAUGUUGAUGGUUGCACCAUGACACUGGCCUAAGAUGAAUAGAGAUCAGAUACACCUGUUGUAACGUGUCUUCUUCAUCCUACUAGCAGUGCUUGUUUCUGACAUCAUCUUCCCCCCUGGACCUAUAGCACCCUGCUGCGGCAGACGCACCAAAUGUUAUUUGUCAUAUGCUUAAUAAACAACAGGUGUGGACUAACAGUGAAAUGCUUACUUACGGAUCCUUCCCAACAAUGCAGAGAGAAAGAAAAUAGAGAAAUAAUAGAAAAGUAAAACACGUAAUAAUAAAAGUAAUAAUAGAUAGACAAUGAGUAACGAUAACUUGGCUAUAUACAAGGGGUACCAGUACCGAGUCGAUGUGCAGGAGUAUGAGGUAAUUGAGGUACAGUGGGGAAAAAAAGUAUUUAGUCAGCCACCAAUUGUGCAAGUUCUCCCACUUAAAAAGAUGAGAGAGGCCUGUAAUUUUCAUCAUAGGUACACGUCAACUAUGACAGACAAAAUGAGAAAGAAAAUUCCAGAAAAUCACAUUGUAGGAUUUUUUAUGAAUUUAUUUGCAAAAUGUGGUGGAAAAUAAGUAUUUGGUCAAUAACAAAAGUUUCUCAAUACUUUGUUAUAUACCCUUUGUUGGCAAUGACACAGGUCAAACGUUUUCUGUAAGUCUUCACAAGGUUUUCACACACUGUUGCUGGUAUUUUGGCCCAUUCCUCCAUGCAGAUCUCCUCUAGAGCAGUGAUGUUUUGGGGCUGUCGCUGGGCAACACAGACUUUCAACUCCCUCCAAAGAUUUUCUAUGGGGUUGAGAUCUGGAGACUGGCUAGGCCACUCCAGGACCUUGAAAUGCUUCUUACGAAGCCACUCCUUCGUUGCCCGGGCGGUGUGUUUGGGAUCAUUGUCAUGCUGAAAGACCCAGCCACGUUUCAUCUUCAAUGCCCUUGCUGAUGGAAGGAGGUUUUCACUCAAAAUCUCACGAUACAUGGCCCCAUUCAUACUUUGCUUUACACGGAUCAGUCGUCCUGGUCCCUUUGCAGAAAAACAGCCCCAAAGCAUGAUGUUUCCACCCCCAUGCUUCACAGUAGGUAUGGUGUUCUUUGGAUGCAACUCAGCAUUCUUUGUCCUCCAAACACGACGAGUUGAGUUUUUACCAAAAAGUUCUAUUUUGGUUUCAUCUGACCAUAUGACAUUCUCCCAAUCCUCUUCUGGAUCAUCCAAAUGCACUCUAGCAAACUUCAGACGGGCCUGGACAUGUACUGGCUUAAGCAGGGGUACACGUCUUGCACUGCAGGAUUUGAGUCCCUGGCGGCGUAGUGUGUUACUGAUGGUAGGCUUUGUUACUUUGGUCCCAGCUCUCAGCAGGUCAUUCACUAGGUCCCCCCGUGUGGUUCUGGGAUUUUUGCUCACCGUUCUUGUGAUCAUUUUGACCCCACGGGGUGAGAUCUUGCGUGGAGCCCCAGAUCGAGGGAGAUUAUCAGUGGUCUUGUAUGUCUUCCAUUUCCUAAUAAUUGCUCCCACAGUUGAUUUCUUCAAACCAAGCUGCUUACCUAUUGCAGAUUCAGUCUUCCCAGCCUGGUGCAGGUCUACAAUUUUGUUUCUGGUGUCCUUUGACAGCUCUUUGGUCCUGGCCAUAGUGGAGUUUGGAGUGUGACUGUUUGAGGUUGUGGACAGGUGUCUUUUAUACUGAUAACAAGUUCAAACAGGUGCCAUUAAUACAGGUAACGAGUGGAGGACAGAGGAGCCUCUUAAAGAAGAACUUACAGGUCUGUGAGAGCCAGAAAUCUUGCUUGUUUGUAGGUGACCAAAUACUUAUUUUCCACCAUAAUUUGCAAAUAAAUUCAUUAAAAAUCCUACAAUGUGAUUUUCUGGAUUUUUUUUCUCAAUUUGUCUAUCAUAGUUGACGUGUACUUAUGAUGAAAAUAAAGGCCUCUCUCAUCUUUUUAAGUGGGAGAACUUGCACAAUUGGUGGCUGACUAAAUACUUUUUUCCCCCACUGUAACUAGGAAUAAAGUGACAGAUAGUAAACAGUAACAGCAGCGUAUGUGAUGAGUCAAGUAAGUUAGUGCAAAAAGGGUCAAUGCAGAUAGUCUAUUUGGUGAACUAACUAUUUAGCAGUCUUAUGGCUCGGGGCUAGAAGCUGUUUAGGGUCCUCCUGUUGGUUCCAGACUUGGUGCAUUGCCAUGCGGUAGCAGAACAGUCUAUGACUUGGGUGGCUGGAGUCUUUGACAAUUUUUAGGGCCUUCCUCUGACACCGCCUGGUAAAGAGGUCCUGGAUGGCAGGGAGCUCAACCCCAGACAUGUACUGGGCCGUAUGCACUACCCUCUGUAGCGCCUUGCGGUCAGAUGCCAAGCAGUUGCCAUACCAAGCGGUGAUGCAGCCAGUCAAGAUGCUCUCAAUGGUGCAGCUGUAUAACUUUUUGAGGAUCUGAGGGCCCAUGCCAAUCCUGUAGUCCAUGAUCAGCACCUUUUUCUUGCUGACGUUGAGGGAGAGGUUGUUGUCCUGGCACCACACUACCAGGUCUCUGACCUCCUCCCUAUAGAUUGUCUUAUCAUCGUCGGUGAUUAGGCCUACCACCGUCGUGUCGUCGGCAAACUUUAUGAUGAGGUUAGAGUCAUGCGCGGCCACGCAGUCAUGGUUGAGCAGGGAGUACAGGAGCACUCAAAAACAUGGUGUUGCAUCCUGAGCUGUAGUCAAUGAACAGCAUUCUCACAUAGGUGUUCCUCUUGUCCAGAUGGGAAAGGGCAAUGUGGAGUGCAAUAGAGAUUGCGUCAUCUGUGGAUCUGUUGGGGCGGUAUGUGAAUUGGAGUGGGUCCAGACUGUCUGGGAUGAUGGUGUUGAUGUGAGCCAUGACCAGCCUUUCAAAGUAUUUCAUGGCUACUGAUGUGAGUGCUACGGAGCGAUAGUCAUUUAGACAAGUUAUCUUGGUGUUCUUGGACACAGGGACUAUGGUAGUCUGCUUAAAACAUGUAGGUAUUACAGACUGGGUCAGGGAGAGGUUGAAAAUGUCAGUGAAGACACUUUCCAGCUGGUCAGCGCAUGCUUUGAGUGCAUGUCCUGGUAAUCCGUCUAGCCCUGCGGCCUUUUGAAUGUUAACCUGUUUAAAGGUCUUACUCACAUCGGCUACGUGAUCACACAGUCAAACAUAUUCUCAGAGAGUACACUCUUCCAUUUAAACCAUCACCCAUGUUUCAUUACGUUCCACAGCAUGCUCCCAGUGACAACCAUCAAGGAGGAGAGAAACUAAUGUUCCCGUGCUAAAUGUUAAACUGUUCAAACACUCCCUGAUUUACGCUAGGUUGUUAACCCUAAUGCAUCACACACCCAUUUAGCAUUAUGUUAACAGUCUUACAUAAUGUGAUUGCUUUGACUAAAAGCUUAUUAACGGUGGUGCAUCUCAGGAAAGGAAGGGAAUGGUGUCACAUGUACCCAGGGAAUCAUCAGCCUUUAGAUCAGUAAACCUGGAGAGAUUGCUACCAUUAAUGUAAUGACCUCAUUUCAUUAAGAGUCAACGUUGGACCUGGUACCUGCAAAUGUAUUCUCAAAUGCCUUAACAUACAUACUGUCUGUCUGUCUGUCUGUCUGUCUGUCUGUCUGUCUGUCUGUCUGUCUGUCUGUCUGUGUUUUGUGAAUUGAUUACCUUGAAUGAAUUAGAUUCUUAAAAGCUUUAUAAUUUGUCCCAACAGUACAGCAAUCAGUGAAUGAAAGGACAUGUCAAAGUCAGCUUGGGCACAAUACAAUAUACAAUUCAUCUGGAUUUUGCCAUAAAGAAGUUACUAUAACUGCCAUACUGUCUCUUUCUCCCUGCAGGUAAGUGGUUCAACUAUGGCAUCAUCUUCCUUGUGUUGAUCCUGGACCUGAACAUGUGGAAGAACCAGAUCUUCUACAAGCCCUACGAGUACGGCCAGUACGUUGGUCCAGGGGAGAAGAUCUUCACCGUGGAGGAGCCCCACACGCUGGGUGACUUCAACCGUAGCACGCUCACCUACAAGUGGCGCUCCAGCAAUGUGGACCCGCUGACCAACCGCUCGUAUGUCCAUCGGGACAUGUUCUUGCACAGCCGCUAUGUGGGCGCCAGCCUGGACAUCAAGUGCCUGGCCUUCAUCCCCAGCCUGGCUGCCUUCGUCCUCUUCGGCUUCUUCAUCUGGCUACUGGGACGUUUCCAGGACAGCGAGACCUUCCCGGAGAGCCAGGUGGACAAGACUUACGAGAGGAUUAAGAGGAAGUCUCCGUCGGAGUAUAGUAAGGACAUGGGCGUCACGCCAGAGGAGGUGCACAUCUCUAUGAGCGAGACGCUCAAACGUUCCGGAACCCCCAUGCUGCUGUCAGUGGACGGGCAUCACUUGGCUCCACACACCGCCACCUCCACCAACUCCAUCUCGCCUGUUUCCACGGAGACCCAGGAGACGCACCCCAGCAUAGUCAUCGACAGCGCGGAGCCGGGAGAGCCGGCGGUUUCCUUUGAAGUCAGUAAACUGUCACCGCCCUGA
Coregonus sp. 'balchen' is the source of this 20938-nucleotide messenger RNA. The record is from the annotation of a GenBank genome assembly. NCBI's taxonomy places the organism in Eukaryota, Metazoa, Chordata, Actinopteri, Salmoniformes, Salmonidae.